This is a messenger RNA of Echinococcus granulosus, 1083 nucleotides long. RefSeq lists its product as hypothetical. The transcript has 7 exons. Bases 1 to 1083 code for a protein of 360 amino acids. The record is from RefSeq and is a predicted model, not a curated record. Lineage: Eukaryota; Metazoa; Platyhelminthes; Cestoda; Cyclophyllidea; Taeniidae.
AUGCGCUCAGGAGUGCUUUUCUUGCGUUUGGAGCCGGAUUGGGUGGAUGGACCUACUCAGUAUCAUAGAAAGCGAAUUUUUGUCAUUACACCCCAUGAACGACUCGUAGAAAACAGGUUUCUGCUUUCCUCUUGCGAUUGCUUAAUGACAUCCAACUACAGUAUUCCUGUAGACAAAGACAUUAGCCAUGAAAUAUGGAAAACAGGAAGUUGCGAGUAUAUCUCCCGUCUGGAAGAUGAAAGGAAUCUUGGAGUUGAAAUUCAGUUGCCAUUCAUCACGAAAAUAAUGGAAGAUCAUAAAGAAAAUUUUACUAUUAUUCCCAUUUACGUUGGUCUCAUCGAAUUCAAGAAUAUUAGUUGGUUUGCCAUGAAACUAAUGCCGUACUUCAAAGAUAAGACCAAUUUAUUCAUUUUUUCACUUAGCCUCACACAUUGGGGAAGCAUCUACGGCUUCGAUAAACUUAACGAAUCGAAACCAACCGUGCUUGAUACAAUCAAGGAGCAUGAUAUUUGCGCCAUAGAAGCACUAAAGACACUUAAUUUCAAGGCAUUCGAUCUACAAAUAUCUCUGGCAAAAACACCUCUUCCUGACUUUCCCGUUUGGGGAAUCUUUUUGAAGUUGGCUCAAACUCUGCUUAAUGAAGAGGAAUAUCGAUGCAGAAAAUUGCCUGACGCAGAAUUCUUUAAAGCUUAUCAAGAGGUGGGAGAACUUAAGGUGCAUGGACUCGCCUGGUCAUUACCAGAUUUGACCAAGGAUAGAAGUUCGAUAUCAUUUGUUUCGGCUUCGUUUAGAAGAGAGUUACUUGAGGAACAGAUGAAUUGGCCCAGCAUGCACCUCCAACGGAUCAGCAAUUGCGUUGUCAAAAGUUAUGAUACCAAUAACGCUCUCAUCCUCUUAAAUUAUCGGCGAAGGCGUGUACGUAUACACACGGACUCCGCUCAGGAGCAUGAUCCUCCAUCUGAUCCUAUAGCCUCCCAGUCUUACUUUGCGUUAACAAUAAAUCUUUACCCGACUAUGAAAAAGCCUCGGAGAGUCACAUGUGCAUUGAUAUCAAACACCUUGAAAAUUUUAUCCUCUAAGUAA